AUGGUCGGCAGGGUGAUAUCUCUUCUUGCCGGCCAGUUCAAGGGCCAAGGGUGCACAGACGCCAAGCUACGGAGGAUUUGCCAUAUGCUUGUCAAGGUUCACAGUGCAGUAGAGGAGGCCAAAGGGAGGCAGAUCACAAACUGCGGCACCCUCGAGUGGCUCUCGGAGCUCAACGACGGUGUGUACCAGGGCCACUACUUGCUCGACACGGUCCGGUGCAGAGAUCAGGAGCUUGAAGAUGAGCAUGCUGACAAGGUAGUGGGACAGCCUUUCUCUUUAUCCUUGCUUAAUCCUGCAAAGCGCGUGCGCGUAGCGGCGUGUGCCGUGAAGAGCCUAUUGUCUCGCCAUGAUGUUGGUGUUGGUGAGGACAUAGAUAGAGUGGUAGAGAUCUUGGAAACCGUAUCUACUGAUCUCAAGGAGUUCAUGAUGCUCCUACACAACUGCCAGCCCAUCCAUCGUCCUUUGGCUACUAAUAUCUUUGUCGAGGGGCAGAUGUUCGGCAGACACAUCGACAAAGAGAGGAUCAUCAACUUCCUGUUGCACGAUGGUGGUCCGUCAACUGGAGAAAAAGUGGGUGUGCUUCCCAUCGUCGGCGACAUAGGAGUCGGGAAGACCACCCUUGCGCAGCAUGUCUGCGAUGACGAGAGGGUGCGCAGCCACUUUCCAAUAAUCUUAUAUUCCAAUCUCUCAUACACCAGGGCAAUGGCAAGGGGUGAGGCAGCGUUAGUUCUAGGAUCCAGACACACAGUUAAAGAUGCUAAAGAAUUCAUCGAGUCACUGCAUGUACUCAAGCAGAAAUACUUCACCAAGAGGUUCUUGAUGGUAUUUGAAGAUGUUGACGCGGACAAGCAGCAGUUGCUAGAAGAGAUAUUGUUGAUCUUAAGACAUGGAAAACAUGGAAGCAGGAUCAUAAUCACCACAAACAGCAGGGCCAUUGCGGCGAGCAUGGGAACGGUGCAGCCCAUCAGUCUGAAGGUUAUGCCACACCAGGAGUAUUGGUUCUUCUUCAAAGCGCACGCGUUUGCCGGCAGAGAUGUCGAGGAGGACCCAAGGAUGCUAGCAGAAGGCAAAGCGAUUGCAAGGAAGCUAAAUGGAUCCUUCUUCGGAGCGAAAAUCAUCGGCGGGGUGCUGAAGGCUCAUCCGAAUCCUCAGUUCUGGCGCAGGGUGCUGAGAAGCAAUAUAGGGGGGUUAUCUCUGUUGGGUGAUGGAAUUGAGUACAUUGCAGAUUUGACAGAGAAUUUGCUACCAAUCGGCGCAGACAUGUGUAAGGUGACCAUUUCUAAGAGUCCAUAUCCCUCUCAGACGGAGCUGGCUAGGUUGGUAUAUCAGGCAAGUCCUAGUGCUGGUGUUGUUGCCUCGCGUGGUGAUAACGGGUUUGCAAGAGUCUUGUUGUGCAGGAAACUUGCGAGCAUCACAAAGUUGCUAGAGGAAUUUAUCAUGGCGGAGGUCAUCUUCUCGGCGGUUGUCGGAGACAUGGUUGGCAUGGUGAUAUCUCUUCUUGCCGGCCAGUUCAAGGACCAACAGUGUUCCGAAGCCAAACUACGCAAGAUUUGCCAUGUGCUCGUCAAAGUUUAUAGUGCAGUAGAGGAGGCCAAAGGGAGGCAGAUCACAAACUAUGGCACCCUCGAGUGGCUUUCGGAGCUCAACGACACAGUGUACCAGGGCCGCUACUUGCUCGACACGGUCAGAUGCAGAGAGCGGGAGCUUGAAGAUGAGCAUGCUGACAAGGUAGUUGCACAACCUUUCUCUUUCUCCUUGUUUAAUCCUGCAAAGCGCGUGCGCGUAGCAGCCUGUGCCAUGAAGAGAUUACUGUCUGGCCAUGAUAUUGGUGUUCCUGAGGCGAUAGAUCGAGUGGUAGAGAUCUUGGAAACCAUAUCCGGUGAUCUCAAGGAGUUCCUGAUGCUCCUACAAAACUGUCAACCGAUCCAUCGUCCUUUGGCUACUAAUAUCUUCGUCGAGGGGCAGAUGUUCGGGCGACAUGUCAAGAAAGAGAGGAUCAUCAACUUCCUACUGCAUGAUGGUGGUCCGUCAAUCGGAGGAAAACUGGGUGUGCUUCCCAUUGUUGGCGACAUGGGAGUUGGGAAGACCACCCUUGCACAGCAUGUCUGCGAUGAUGAGAGGGUGCGCAACCACUUUCCAAUGAUUUUGUAUUCCAAUUUCUCAUACACCAGAGCAAUGGCUUGGGAUGAGGCACCGUUUGUUCUAGGAUCCAAACACGCAGUUAGAGAUGUGCGAAAAUUCAUCGAGUCACUGCAUGUACUCGAGGAGAAAUGCCUCACCAAGAGGUUUUUAUUGGUAUUUGAAGAUGUUGACGCAGGCAAGAAGCAGAUGCUAGAAGAGUUACUGCCGACCUUAAGACAUGGCAAACGUGGAAGCAGGAUCAUAAUCACCACAAACAGCAGGGCCGUCGCUGCGAGCAUGGGAAGAGUGCAGCCGAUCAGUCUGAAGGUCAUGCCGCACCAGGAGUACUGGUUCUUCUUCAAGGCGCACGCGUUUGCUAGCAGAGAUGUCGAGGAGGACCCAAGGAUGCUAGCAGCAGGCAAGGUGAUUGCGAGGAAGCUAAAUGGGUCCUUCUUCGGAGCGAAAAUUGUCGGUGGGGUGCUGAAAACUCAUCCAAAUCCCUGGUUCUGGAACAAAGUGUUGAGGAGCAAUAUUGGGGGGUUAUCUCUGUUGGGCGAUGGAAUUGGGUACAUUGGAGAUUUUGCAGAGAAUUUGGUACCAAUCUACGUAGACGUGUGUAAGGUGACCAUUUCUAAGCGUCCAUUUCUCUUUCAUACGGAACUAGCUAGGUUGGACCAUUUGUAUCAGGCAAGUCCUGGUGCUAGUGCUGCUUGCCCGCAUGGUGAUAUCCGGUUCGCAAAAGUUCUGUUCUGCAGGUCAAUGUUAGCACUUAGCACUCCAACUCUUAUACUACACUGCUGA
Messenger RNA from Triticum turgidum subsp. durum (durum wheat), 2922 nucleotides. The record is from the annotation of a GenBank genome assembly. Lineage: Eukaryota; Viridiplantae; Streptophyta; Magnoliopsida; Poales; Poaceae.